AAUCAUGCUGACAUUAAUUGCACUAUAUAGUUAUUAGUGGCAUUUAACAGACCAAAAUUCCAAAAUUUCAUCCUUGAAUUACUAUUGUUACAAUACAGACAGGUCAGACAACUAUAUGGUAUGCACAAAUUACUCAUAAGGGUGAAUACAGACCAGUAAAUAAAACAUAGAUCCAAACUAUAGUGGCCAACACAUUUGCAACAUUUAAAUAUUACAUCAUUGUGUUGUCAGAAAGCUCUCAAGAGAUGAAUCAGAAGAUAUAUAUAAACAGCCAGUGAUCUCUGCAGCAUGAGGCAGAAUAAGGUGAUGAGUAAGGACAAGAAUUUACAGCAGAGUAAUUUCAUUCAAAGCAGCUCACAAGCAUUCAGACAUUCAUUGUCAUUGUCAUUGUUUGCUCUGGCUGUAAAACUUAAUGUAUACAUGUCUGUGAUGAAGCUUGUGCAAAACACCAAACUCAAAGCUGCCAUGAAUUCUGUAAAUGCAAGUUUUUCACAGAAUAUCUCCAUUGUUCAUCCUCAAUACUUUUUCAUCAUUGGACUUACAGGUAUAUCGCACAGCAAGUAUUACUAUAUAUUCUUAUUUAUCAUUUAUUUUAUAACUGUAAUUGGGAACUCUAUAGUCCUUCUCAUUAUAGCUCUUCACCGGAGCCUGCACAGUCCAAAGUACUUUGGUGUGUUUAACUUGGCCUUGGCUGAUAUUGGUGAAACUAAUGCACUGAUUCCUAACAUGAUGAAGAAUUUUCUGUUUGACUCACAGUACAUCUCCUUCAAUGCUUGUUUAGCAAACAUGUUUUUUGUGUUCCUCUUCAGUAGUUUGCAAAGUGUCACUCUUGUUGUUCUGGCAUAUGAUCGCUUCAUUGCAAUUUGCCUCCCAUUAAGAUAUCAUGCAAUUGUGAACAAUACCAGUAUGGUUUUGAUUUUCUCAGCAAUUUGGGUAUUUAAUUCUUCUGUGGUGGCCUUUUUGGUGGCUUCGAUUUCCAGACUUUCAUUCUGUGAAUCUAAUGUGAUACAGAGUUACUUUUGUGAUCAUGGACCUAUGUUUAGGUUGGCAUGUAAUGACAAUAGCAUUAAUAAGAUUAUGGCAUUUCUCAUCUCAGCUUUUUACAUUGUAGUACCAUUGAUCAUUAUAGUCCUGUCAUAUUUGGGCAUUUUUCUUGCUUUAAUCAAAAUUACAACUUGGCAAGGACGUUUAAAAGCACUAAAGACCUGUGUUUCACAUCUGUUGUUAGUAGGGAUUUAUUUCCUCCCCAUAUGUUGCUCAUACAUUGCUGCAUUGUUGGUUUCUCUCACACCCAAUGCAAGGGUCAUCAGUACGUCUCUGGCAUAUGCUGUUCCACCAAUGUUAAAUCCCAUAAUUUAUGUAUUAAACACAGCUGAAAUCAAAGACAUAAUCCGGAAAGUGGUUAAAAACCGAUCAGCACCAAUUAGAGAUAAUAUUUCAAAAUGACUAAAAUGCCUGUUUAUUUAUUUAAAAUGUAUGCUUGUUUGUUUAUUUAUUUUUAAAAAUUAACAAAUUCUUAAAAAAAAAAAAAUUAAAUUACCUAUAUGAAGACUGCACGCUCAGGCCGCACAGAAGUGAACAAUGUCAGUGAACAAUAUCUUUUCUGAAAUGUAUUAUUUCAAAAAUUAACUUUUGAAUGAGUAACCCAGUUAAGUAAUAUUUUCUGAAAGAAAUAUUUGUAUAUAUGUAUAAAAAUAUAUAUAACAGUAAUGCUAUCUAUACCUGUUAAUCAAAUUAUUUAUUAAUCCAGCUGAUUUCAAGUGUAAGCCUUUAUUGAUUGCAAGACAAAACUGACAGAAAAAAAAGCUAUUUGACUUUUUGUGAGCAAUCGUUACUAUAUUGAUGUAUUCAUGUUAUACGCAUAAUUCUCUGUCAUCUAUAAAUGUAUUUUGAUAGAUUUUCUGCAAAAUAAACUGAGACAUGACAUAAAUGAAAUAAUAUUUCACAAUGUAUUCCUGUUUGAAUUUGUAAUACAAGGGUCCAUUUUGACAUGAGCAUGUUGGUCUGAGAUCUGCCGAUGAGGCCCCUUUAGAUUUUUCUGUACAGUAAUAAAAAAAUGGACAUGAACCCAGACACAAAUACACAUGUGCAAGUUACAGAUUAUUGUGUUACCAUUUUGAAAAAUUCAAAAUUAAGGCCUAUAGCUCUGAUAGCUUUGAAAUGACAAUGAAAGUGUAACUGUCACGAUCGCCAGCUGGAGUGCCAUUGAUAGCCAUCAGAGGGCACUCCACCCCAGACUGUCAUCAUUCAAGAACUACAUUACCCAUAACUCAUUACACAGUCUCAUCAUCCUUGAUUGUCUACAGCUGUUUCUCAUUACCUUGUUUAGCCCACCCUAUAUAAACUCUGUUAACUCAGGCAUACAUUGUGAAGACUUGUUUGUGUCUAUGCUGAAUUUAUGAGUGUGCUGUCUUUUAUGUCUCAUGUCUCAUGUCUCAUGUCUCAUGUCUCAUGUUCAUGUUUUUGAUUUUCUACUUGUUUUCUUGGUUUUUCCUGUGCCCUGUGACUGUUUGGACUGUUUAUCCUGUUUUGACCUUUUGCCUGUUUUGGACUUUGAUUGUGGAUUGCCCUUUCAAUAAAUACUGUGUUUGGAUCCUCAA
Messenger RNA from Megalobrama amblycephala (Wuchang bream), 2600 nucleotides. Its product is annotated as olfactory receptor 1-like. The record is from RefSeq and is a predicted model, not a curated record. Gene Ontology annotation, biological process: G protein-coupled receptor signaling pathway. Bases 289 to 1446 code for a protein of 385 amino acids. Gene Ontology annotation, cellular component: membrane. NCBI's taxonomy places the organism in Eukaryota, Metazoa, Chordata, Actinopteri, Cypriniformes, Xenocyprididae. Gene Ontology annotation, molecular function: olfactory receptor activity; G protein-coupled receptor activity. The transcript is spliced from 2 exons.